AUGCAAUUCUCCGACACAGAGGCCGUCGGUGUGAAGAAAUGGGUGGUGAAGAAACUGGAGGAUAUCUCUGAUGCCGAUUCUGAUGUGCUUGCGGACUAUGUGUUGGCGCUAGUUAGGUCUGAUGCGCCAGACGACGAAAUCAAGCGAAACUCGGUGGAAAACCUCGAGGAUUUUUUGCGCGAACAUACCCAGCCAUUCGUCAAUGAACUCUUCACAACAUUCGGUCCCAAAAAGGCCGCUCCUGCGCCUAAGCCCCAACUCCAGAAGCAAGGUGCUCCCAUCGCUGUCUCACAACCCCCCGCGAAUGCCCCCAGCGGACCAAAGGCUGCUACUACGCCCGGCAGCGCUCGGAAACGAACAUUCAACGAUGGAUUCCAGGACGAGCAGGACCAGGAUCACAGCGCAUACCAGAACCGGGCUAUGAAGACCCCACGGCGUGGGCGUGGCGGCAGUCGCGGCGAUUACAACGGUGGACAUCAGAUGCAUCAGAUGCAGAACGGUCAACAUUACCCGCAACAACAGUAUCAGCCGCAGCAACAGUACCAGCAGCAGCCAGGGUUCCCCAUGAUGCCAGGGUUCCCACAACUCGACCCGAACGAUCCUAUGGCAGCAAUGAUGGCUAUGCAGGGCAUGCAAGGUAUGGGAUUCCCCGGGAUGCCGGGUAUGCCCAUGCCUGGAAUGCCUGGAGCUCCCGGCCAGCCAGAUGCCAAUCAGAUUACACAGAGUAACCAGCGCUGUCCCUUCUACGAUACACAGGGUAUUUGCUAUCUAGGAAACACCUGCCCGUAUCAGCAUGGUGAGCUCGGCGGGAACGAUGGUGAAUAUGAUCCAAAGACUGCUGGCACGCAUGCGCGGGGUGGUGCCUUCGCUCGAGGUGACCGAGGCCGUGGCCGUGGCCGUGGCGGAUUCAGCGGACGAGGACGCGGCCGGUCCGAUUUCUCGUCAGCAGGACCUAACGAAGACCAGUCUAUUACAACAAUUGUCGUUGAACAGAUCCCCGACGAUAAAUUUAACGAAGAAUCUGUGCGCCAGUUCUUCUCUGAAUUCGGCAAAAUCACCGAAGUCUCCUUGCGACCCUACAAAAAGCUGGCGUUGGUCAAAUAUGAUACCUUCCCCGAGGCCAAGGCUGCGUGGUCCAGUCCAAAGGUCAUCUUCGACAAUCGUUUCGUCAAAGUUUAUUGGUACAAGCCGGAAGAAGAACCGGUAAGCACCCUCCGGGCCGAAGCCCCAGCCUUCAACCCGGAAGAGUUCCAGAAGCAACAAGAAGAAGCGCAAAAGGCCCACGAAGAAAAGUUGAAAAAGCGCCAAGAGACAGAGGCCGCCAAGCAGGCUUUGGAGCGCCAACGUGACGAGCUUCUCAAGAAGCAGCAGGACGAACGGGCCCGGCUCAUGCAGCGACUCGGUGGCACAGACGGAAGCGCCGGUGACGGCGAUGCCAUGGCCACCGAGCCCGCUGCCGACGAGAAUGCCAGCGAACAAACAAAGCAGUUGCGAGCUCAGCUCGCGGCCCUCGAAGCCGAGGCCAAGAGCAUGGGUCUCGACCCCGAGUCCGACCCCUCCGGACGUGGUGGUCGGGGUCGUGGUGGUUUCCGCGGCCGAGGCACAUUCCGUGGUCGUGGAACAUACGACCCCAACUUCCGCGGUGGAUUCCGUGGCCGCGGGGGUGCUGGAGCUCGGGGGCGAGGUGGUGUUCUCCGUCUAGAUAACCGGCCUCGAAGAGUCGCCGUGUCGGGCGUUGAGCUCAACUCUGAUAAAGAUGAGGCAUUGCGUCAGCACUUGAUGGGCGUCGGUGAAUAUGAAUCCAUCGAAGCACACCCGGACCACCCCAACUCUGUCGUUGUCGCAUUCAAAGAGCGCUUCCAGGCCGAAAAGCUCAUGUUCUCUCCCUGGAACAUCCCCUCCGUCGGUGAGGUCCAGCUCACCUGGGUGGCCAACCCUCCCAUUUCCCUCCCAACUCCUGCUGCUGCUGCGCCAACAGAGUUCAAGGGCCAGGAUGAGCCGGAGGACACGGUUAUGUCGUCUGCGCCAUCGGCUCCGGCGGCCCCGGCGGUUAACGCUGCGCCUGCACGCGAUAUGGAUUAUGACGUUGCGGAGGAUGAUAGUUGGGGGGCACACUAA
Penicillium soppii is the source of this 2118-nucleotide messenger RNA. Its product is annotated as CCCH zinc finger and RRM domain protein. The transcript is spliced from 5 exons. Gene Ontology annotation, molecular function: RNA binding; metal ion binding. The record is from RefSeq and is a predicted model, not a curated record. Gene Ontology annotation, cellular component: nucleus. Bases 1 to 2118 code for a protein of 705 amino acids. Lineage: Eukaryota; Fungi; Ascomycota; Eurotiomycetes; Eurotiales; Aspergillaceae. Gene Ontology annotation, biological process: mRNA processing.